GUGAUGCCACAAGUGCAUAAUUAGUUGCCAAAUUGAAAUUAUAAAAUUGAGAAAAUAACAAAAGAAGAAAGUCAAUCUCAUCCCUAAACCCAAAGAUCCCUUUUUCCCGCUUCACCACCACUAUUUGCCUCACUUUCUUCUUCUUUCCCCACUUUCUCUCUCCUCUUUUCGCCGGAAAACCGCCGCAAUCGCCACACAACACCGCGCAACGCACUUCAUUGUUGCGAUUUGUAUGUUUUACCGUCGAAAGGUUUGUUUCUUUGAACCAGAAAUGUUGGAUGCAUGAGAAACACUGGUGAUUCGUGGCGAUAAUUAUUGUUUCAAUGGCAGACAGGAGCUCUUUUUCAAUGGGGAUGUACUGUUGGAAUUCUUUGUUUUAUUUGCUUUGUUUAACAACCAUCCUCUUCCUGCUAUCUUCCUUCUUUGUACUGCGGUUAUCAGGCCGUCCAAAUUUUGUAUUUCAGUCUAGUACAAAUACUAACACCAUAUCCGAUAAUCUCAAUGCUGGUAGAGGAUCUGCAGAAUUAUGUGAAAAGGUUAUAGCAGAGCGUGGUGUGAGUAAACGAGUUCUGAAGGUCUUCAUGUAUGAUUUGCCACCUGAGUUUCAUUUUGGACUUUUGGAUUGGAAACCUGAGGGAUCUAGUGUUUGGCCAGAUAUUCGAACACAUGUCCCAACGUAUCCUGGUGGAUUGAAUCUGCAACACAGUAUAGAGUAUUGGCUUACACUUGAUCUCCUCUUUUCGGAAUAUUCAGGCUCUUCAAAUUCCCGUAUUGCAAUGAGAGUACGGAACUCUAGUGAUGCAGAUGUGAUAUUUGUCCCCUUCUUCUCAUCUUUAUCCUAUAAUCGGUUUUCAAGGCUAAGGAAACAGGAAAGGAGCAGUUUUGACAAGCUUACACAAGAUAAGUUGGUCCAGUAUAUAGAAGCUCAGGAUGAAUGGAAAAGGUCGGGGGGUGUGGAUCACAUUAUUAUCGCUCACCAUCCAAAUAGUCUAUUAUAUGCGAGGAACCAACUUUGGCCUGCAAUGUUCAUACUCUCAGAUUUUGGGAGGUAUCCUCCAAAUAUAGCUAAUGUUCAGAAAGAUAUCAUAGCUCCUUACCGGCAUGUUAUCAAGUCAUUCCCUAAUGAUACAUCAACUUAUGAUAGUCGUCCAAUCUUACUGUUCUUCCAAGGUGCCAUUUACAGAAAAGAUGGUGGUGUUAUCAGGCAAGAAUUAUUCUAUCUAUUGAAAGAUGAAAAGGAUGUGCAUUUUACAUUUGGAAGUAUCCAACGCGGUGGUGUCAAUAAUGCUACACAAGGAAUGCACUCGUCUAAAUUCUGCCUCAACAUAGCAGGUGACACACCAUCAUCCAAUCGCCUAUUUGAUGCGAUUGCCAGCCACUGUGUCCCCGUCAUUAUAAGUGAUGAAAUCGAGCUUCCCUAUGAAGACAUAAUUGAUUACUCAGAGUUCUGCAUCUUUGUUCGUAAUUCUGAUGCAACGAGAGAGAAGUUUCUUAUGAAUCUAAUAAGGGGUAUUAGCAAGGAAGAAUGGACUCGCAUGUGGAGGAAACUGCAAGAAGUUGAGAAGUACUUUGAGUUCAGGUAUCCAUCAAGUGAUUAUGAUGCUGUCCAGAUGAUAUGGAAGUCCAUUGCACAUAAGGUGCCUGCAGUGAAAUUGAAAUUGAACCGACAUAGGCGGUAUUUUCGUACCACCAAUGUCAGUGCUAGUAGGGAACCUCCAGCUUUCGCAGUGCCUCAUAGUUUUUGGUAGAUUUGAUAUCAUCUUUGGAGGCUUGCAUACUUAAGGCCUGCCAAAAGUUGCCUAACCUAUGUGAGAAACUUACACUCAUAGAAAUUUUGGGACAUUAACUGUGAUCAUGUCAUCUCAAGACAGGAGGAGAGUUUAGUUUUGGCCCGAGGUUGUAGAGCAUCAUUUUUCACCUUCUGCAGCCAGUUGGGCGUUUUCGACGAACGAUUGUGCAUAGCUUUUUUUUUCUUUUUCGCCCUUUUCCCACGGCAUCAACCAUCAUUUGAAACUAUUUUGAACAGCCUAAAUAGGAACCACUACUGAAGUUGGACUGUUCAAAUUGAAUUGCUAGGAUUUUGGUGGUAAAGGAACAUAUGAAAUAUGAUUGAUUCAUUUAUUCA
Beta vulgaris subsp. vulgaris (sugar beet) is the source of this 2125-nucleotide messenger RNA. Its product is annotated as probable arabinosyltransferase ARAD1. Bases 324 to 1748 code for a protein of 474 amino acids. Gene Ontology annotation, molecular function: glycosyltransferase activity. Lineage: Eukaryota; Viridiplantae; Streptophyta; Magnoliopsida; Caryophyllales; Amaranthaceae. The record is from RefSeq and is a predicted model, not a curated record. The transcript is spliced from 3 exons.